AUGCAAGUCUUUGCAACAUCCCCAACACGUCGACAAAACGUCCGUACGAGUCGUACGAAAAACACGCGCCGCUCUUUGUAUCCAACCGCAUUAUUCCCGGCCUGGCGCCGGAGCGGACGGAGAGCAGGAGCGGCGUCGACGGUAACAUUCAAUCCCACUGAUCAACACUUAGUUGCGUACUUUUUACGCAACAAAAUUCAUGGAAGGCAGAGUCAUCUUCUCAACAUCUUCAUCAUCGACGCCGAUGUCUACGAAUCUCACCCGGCGGCUUUACCAUGGGAACUUUACCCUGGACUCACUUGCUCUUAUCGCUACUACUUCACCAGACGCCACAAAGUCUCUGCAAACUGCAAUCCCAACAGACCCAAACGGACCGUCGACUGUGGAUGGUGGCGUUCCGACACCGGCGACAAAGAUAUUCUGCAUCGUGGUAAAGUCAUCGGUCGGAAGAAGACACUUUCUUUUUUUGUCUAUAAGGAUACCACCAAGAAACGGAAAGAUGCCCAGAAAACUGGGUGGAUUAUGCAUGAGUAUCGGCUUGCUGAUGAUUCGUUUCAAGAAUGGGUUCUCUGUAAGAUUUAUAAUAAACCCAACAAGAAAAACAAAAACUUUGAGAUGGAGACAGCUGAUUCGUCAAUUUGUGAGACUGCGAUUCUGUCGGAGAAUCAGCUGGAAUCCAUUUUAGUUGAAACAGAUUAUCAACAUGGUCGUUCAGAUAAUACUCCCCAGAAUGUGGAAGAGCGUUCGUAUACGGAAUAUGUGACCGACUGGGCUUCCUUGUUUUGGGGCGAUAAUGAGCAGCCGGUAGCAAAUUUACAGAGUUAUUGAAAUUGCUACAGUAACAAGAAUUAUUCAUGGAGAUAAGUGGUGAUGAGCAGAAUAUUCACGAUUUUGAUUCAGAGAUGAAUGAUG
This is a messenger RNA of Carica papaya (papaya), 912 nucleotides long. NCBI's taxonomy places the organism in Eukaryota, Viridiplantae, Streptophyta, Magnoliopsida, Brassicales, Caricaceae. The record is from RefSeq and is a predicted model, not a curated record.